AUGCUGAACGCCGCGGCAUCCUUCUCCUCUUCUGCUACCAACAUGCUAGGCUUCAACAUCAUCGCCACCACCACAAGAAUGCCUCGCUCGGUACCACAGCUCCUGCUCUUUCUCGGAUCGAUCGGCGUCUUCACAACCGUCUGGGCCUCGCUUCGGCAAACACUCCAGAGCGCACGCGACGAUGAGCUCGAGCGGACACAGAGCGAGGCCGAGUUCCGAGAGAAGUACGACUCGUGGGUGGGCAGCGACGGCGGCGGCGGAGGUGGUGUACCUAUCGGCAGGGGAGAACCACAAGGACGUGUGGGGUUGGGGGAAGAGGGAGUAAGAGGGGGGACAACGAAUCGAGGGAUGAUUGGUUUCUCUUCCUUCGAAAUGUUUCACGCCGCGUUGUUGGUGGGAUCGAAGACCGCCUUUCUUGCUGGCGAUAUGGUUUCUUAG
Molecule: messenger RNA, 438 nt
Organism: Tricharina praecox
Lineage: Eukaryota; Fungi; Ascomycota; Pezizomycetes; Pezizales; Pyronemataceae
Exons: 4
Coding region: 1-438 (145 amino acids)
Source: RefSeq, a predicted model, not a curated record